This is a messenger RNA of Laccaria bicolor S238N-H82, 3717 nucleotides long. RefSeq lists its product as uncharacterized. The coding region runs from base 1 to 3717 and encodes 1238 amino acids. Lineage: Eukaryota; Fungi; Basidiomycota; Agaricomycetes; Agaricales; Hydnangiaceae. The record is from RefSeq and is a predicted model, not a curated record. The transcript is spliced from 10 exons.
AUGUCUGUCCUUGAUUUGGUCAACAUGGAGCUGCCACCAAUUUCCUCUGGCCAGGACGCCUAUUCCACUAUCCCCUCAGCAUUUUCUUUUUUUAGCCCAUUGCAGCCGAUCAAUGACAUUGAAAUUCUUAAACAGGUUAUUGUCCCACCCAAAGGCCUUGUUGCCAAACUUCUUGACCAAACGAAGCAGUGCUGGCUUGAUGGCGCAGAUUCUCUCACCCUUCCUGGCGUUUCCCAAAACUUGCCCCUUUGGUGUCUCCACUUCUGGAGCGACCUCCACCUCAUAGUUUACCCAGCCCGUGUUUCAUGGGAGCGAGCGCUUCACUGGCUCCAGAGGGAUGACCUGAAUCUAUUCCAGGACCAAGUCCGUGCCACCUGCGAGUCCCUGGCCACCGUGUCUUGGUCAGGCAACCUUCCAGCACUUUCCACAGACCGAACCCAGUUCACCAAGUCGACGCUUCUCAAUUUUCUCUCCCGUGGAUGGCUAUCAGAUGAGGAGGUUGAUUUGAUGAUUUAUCUCCUCGAGGCAGAGGUCAAAUUGACUCUCCCCAGUCGUAACAUUCAUUUUGUAGAUACUGUAUUAUCAAGAAAGAUUCUUGAAGUCUAUGAUGCAGAUCUGACAGGUGAGAAAAUCUACAAUCCAAAAGGAACCACCUUUUUGCACCGUUUUGGCGCAGGGCUAUCCAAAAAUAGCGAACUGGCUGGCAUCUUCCACGUAAAUGACAACCACUGGGUUGCAAUUGCCGUUGACGUCUCCCUGCAAGAUUUGUUAUAUGGGGAUCCUGCCCAGCUGCCCAUCAAUUCUUGGAUUGUUUCUGCAUUACGAUGGUUCCUUUCCAAGCACGUUGCAUCGCUCCCACUCGACCAGCUUGACAAUGGAGUUCUGCCAUGCCCUGAGCAGAGCUUCAGCAUUGAUACAUGGAGCUGCGGCAUAUACAGCUUCAAUGGCUUGGCCCAUCACUUCCUCAAACAAUAUCCGUUGGUCGAAAACACAUCCUCUCCUGUUUUCGGGGAUCUGGCUCGAAUGACAACAUUGAGGAAAAUCGUCAAGCGGUGUAAUGCAAUCAAUUUACCGACUGACCGCGCCCUCCCUUUGACGUUCCCACCCCCACCUGCAAUGCGGCAACGGCCAUUAGUCACUCCACCCCCCAAUGCGAAGGUCCUUGAUUUGUCGAAGGCACUGAAACGACUUUCCGUCUCACCCAAGAAGCCUCAGGCAAAGAAGCGCAAAGUCAAGGCAAAACCCAUUAUCGCUCCGAUCUUCCAGAUACCGAAAGCCCAAAAGGCUGACAACUUGAAGAGCAGUGAGGGCAAGAAACGAAAGCAUGAAGAUGUUGAGGCCGAAGAAACUGUAACCGAGGUGGAGGUAGAAGCAGAUGAUGUUGAAACAGAUGAAGAGGUUAGGAUCGUAGGCCGGCCCCGUCAUAGUGUUUUGGACACGUUGACUGUUGAAGUGCGUACCCCGCGGGGCACUGCACACAAAUAUCGAUGUGCCGGCGCUGGUUGUCCAAAGCGGUGGGCACCACGGACAACUUCACGUGUAUUUGCGCAUGCAAAGCGAUGCUUGAAGUUGAUGGAGGAGCAGCGUCACCUCGCGUCUUCAGCAAGCGCGAGCAAAUCUCCUGGGGCAUUGGUCGCUGCCGAUAAUGCGGGAACUGGAAAACUCACAGCUACAUCUUCAUUACAGUCUAUUGCAAGCUCAGAAUCGUCCUUCACCUCCUUACCCUAUUCCCCCCUUCCCAUAACGGCUUCGAAUGCUCAGCUGCUACCACGGGCUGAUGGUUUCUUUGGCCCACAGGGUCGGCAGAAGACUCAUCGUGCUCUGGACCUUGCGAUCGUCAAGCUCUUCUGCAUUGCCCGCAUUCCUCCCGCCGUCGCCGAUCUCGAUGUUUGGAAAGACAUGCUUAGAGUAUGUUUACCAAGCUAUAACCCAGCAUCACGCACCCGCCUUAUGGACGAUCAUAUCAUGUCGGAGCAGGAACGUGUCCGUCAGCUUCAAAUUGAACACCUAAAGACUCAACGGCACAUCAGCAUCUCGUUUGAUGGUGGGGCAUUGAGGAGUGGCGAGUCCCUCUACACUGUACACGCUACAACUGUUGCUCGAGAUGUGAUGCUCCUUGAAGGUCAGGAUGGCACUCGCGAGUCACACACAGGUGCAUGGAUUGCAGCGCUCGUAUUGCGAAAAAUAGCCGAGAUUGGGAAGGAGCGCAUUGGGUCAGUUUCGUCAGAUAACACAGGGAAUACUCGGGUCGCCCGAGAGAUCCUCUGCACAACUCUUCGUCAUGUCCUGAACCUCCCUGACCCUGAGCACCACCUCAACAACACUUGCAAAGACAUUGCUUCAAUAGAAUACUUCAAUUCGACAAUCAAGACCAUUCGCAGAACUAUCAAGUACUUCAAGCAUUCCAAUGCUGCCAAGGAAUUACUGAGGGCAUCGCGCGAGGAACUCAAACUUGGGCCUGGUCUUGAGAGUAUCGGGAAGACCCGAUUCGCCACGCUCGUCUGGUCAGCAGUCUCACUCCUGAGAUGCCUCAGUGCCAUUCGCCAACUGGCCACAUCAGGAAGGAUUGAGAUCCCCAAGUACAAUGAUGUCUUCCUCGAAAACAUCGGCGAAGGUAUUGCACGCGCCAUUGAAUGUCUUGAAGCGAGCUCGACCAACCCCGCUGAUGUCUACCUCUACUGGCUUGCCGUCGUGGCGAAGAUGAAACAAACGCUCGAGACUGCAUGCCUGCCAGAUGAGGUCUGUGGUCAGAUUCGGGGGAUAAUGGUGUCCAGAUGGCGUGAGUUCUUCGUCUAUGGGCCCUCAAAUGUCCAUCUCUCUGCCUUCUAUCUCAACCCAAACUACGUGCGGUCGUCCAUCCUAAAGAACCCCAACCCUCUCACAUUCAACAUCACCCUCCCUGCCAAAGUGCCGCCCAAGGUGCCACCUGGCAUCCGCAACCCAAAAACCUUCUUGGAGGUUGGCCGAUACCUCCAUACGUUGCUCAUCGCUGAGAUGAGCCACGGCUGCGAUCCCUUUUUAGCCGAAUGGAAGGAGAAGCCGAGAGCGUUUGGGAAGGCUUACCAGGCACAGUUCAUUGCCUAUGCGCAAGGGGCGUAUCCGUUUACUACCCCACUCACAGCUGGCCAGACUCCGCUUCAGUGGUGGAUGGCGUUCGAAGGGACCGAGCAUGGAGGGAUCCUGGCGGCCAUCGCCAUAAAGCUCUUCGGGGCUCUUCCGCACUCAAUGGCUGACGAACGCACGAUGUCCGCUGUCACCAUGAUCAACACGGCACAGCGGAAUCGCCAGAAGGUCGGCGUGGUGAAGGCACUGACUCAGGUCAGAGCCUUCUAUUAUGUCCAAAAGAAACCAAAGCUCCGGAAAAGCGCCCACCCCAACCCAACUAUCAAGUUCUUCAACAUUGAGCGGAUGCUUCGUCCCAUCGAUAACGACGAGGGCCGAGAGGAGGCAGGAGGAGCGGUGAACUACGAUGAGUCGGAGGAUGAGGAUGACGUUGAUUUGAAACCGAAAGGUUCCGCCCUGCCUUCGUCGAGUGCCGUGCUGCCUGUUGAUGAGGACGACGAGGUUGAUUUAUGCUCGGAUGAGCUCGCUGAGAUCCUUGCAGACGGCCCCGUUCGACAGGUGAAGAAGUCCAAGGUCCCCGAGAGGGCAGCCGUCGCAAAGGACGAAGUGGAUGGUGAAGAUGGCGGUGUCUUCGAGCUAAACGAUUGGGUGUAG